CUCAGAUUCCUCCCCGUCCCUCUCUAUCCCCACCCCCGUUCGGGUUCCCCUCCCCCUCCAACACCACCUGACCAACCCAACCCUAGCAGCGCUCCCUCCCUCCAGAUCCCCCGGCCCCGACCCCAUGGCGGCCCUCGCCCCGAGCUCCAGCCUCCUCUAGCUCCCGGAUCGCCCGCGCACGCAGAAAAGGCCAGCCAGCCAUGGAGCCCGCCGCCGAGGACACCGCCGCCGCAGCGCCGGACUCGUGGGAGACGGCCGACAUCGACGGGCCCAUGAGCCGGCUCAUCCUCUCCGCGCGCCGCGUGUCCUCCUCGCCCGACCUGGCCGAGGAGCAGCAGCAGCAGGACCUGCCGGCCCCGACGCAGCCGCAGCAGGGCCCUGCUCCCCCUCCGCGCGACGAUUCGGCCGCGCAGGUCGAUCAGUUCCUCCGGGAGGCCCUCGAGAAGCCGCGGGAGAGGCUCUCUGUGCUAAGAAUGGAGCAAGAUAUUUUGAAGUUCAUCCGUGACCCUAGACAGACACAGUUUGAAUUCCCGGCUCUCCCAACUUCUUAUCUGCGUCUUGCUGCACACCGCCUGGCACAACAUUACUUCCUCCAGUCCAUCGCCAUACCAGACAACAGUUUGCCUGAUGGAACUGGUUCUCGUAUUAUCCUCCGUAAGAUGUCGUCCGAGUGCCGACUACCUGCUGUGCGCCUUGCAGAUAUCCCAGUUAAUCUGCCACAAGAAGAGAGCAGCACUGUGGCCAAAGUAGCCAUCAAGCAGAGGCCUCAAAAGAAUUUCCAUAGCAUUAACAGCUCAAGUGCUCACUCUUCAAGAGACAACCUCCAGAAAAGUGUUGAAGAAAGGAAAGAGGAAUACAACAGGGCACGUGCACGGAUAUUUAACAACAGCAGUAGCAGUAAUGCUGCUGAUGGGAGACCAGCUGAGGAAGCAACUUUGCCCAAUACUCUGCAUAGGUCCACCUCCUUGGAGUUGAACUCAAGCAAUAGAAUGGGCCAAGGGGCUGAAAUUACUCUUGAAAGGAGUUUGACUACCACUUCGGCCAGCAGGUCAAACAGAAGCAAGAUCGAGAAGGAGCCUGCAGUCAAUAGAAACAGGCAAAACAACAGGGUUGCAAUUUUCAGAGACCGUGAGUCAGAGCGCAAAGAUCCUGAUUAUGACAGAAGUUAUGACAGGUACAUGCAAAGAUUUGACCCUGGAUUUGGAUUUAAUGGAGGCCCAUACACCAUUCAGCCCCUGUAUGCCCCUGCUGUUAACUACAACACUGAAUUCCCCCAACUUGGCUCAGCACACAGAUCUCCUGUUGCUGUUGAACAGCAGCCUCGUCCAAUAGCUCAGCACAUGCUGGGGUCUUGGUCAGCAGGACAAGCACCUAAUGCAAUCGGCUAUGGGCCUCCAGAUGGUGUCAUGACACCUUACAGUCCUGGUCAUGCAGGUGCUCCUGUGAGAUCAUCUGUUUUCAUGCAUGCUUCGCAGCAAUAUCCCAUGCCUUCACGCCCUGGAGUGCCAUUUGUACAUCCACCUGAAUCCAUGGGACAGUUUGGACAGACUCACCAACAACAACCAGAAGCUAAUUUGCGCUUUGCCCGGCCCCGACCGGGUAGCGGAGAACGGAUCCGACGGCUGGCAACGCCGCAACAGGCAGACGAGCAUGCAUCGUCGUCCGUUGAAAUAUCCAGGUUUCGGCCAUCUCCUCUAUCCUCUUCCUCACGCCCUCUCUUCUCGCGCCGGCGCCGCACUUGCCGUCUCUCCUCGUCUGAUCUGCCCACCAGGUGGAUCGGUGAUCGACGGACAGCAGCCAUGAGUAAGUUGCAAACGGAGGUCCUCAAGGAUGCCAUCUCCCAGGUCGUCUCAGAGGCCAGGGAGAAGAACAGGAAGUUCACAGAGACCGUCGAGCUCCAGAUCGGCCUCAAGAACUACGACCCGCAAAAGGACAAGCGUUUCAGUGGCUCCGUGAAGCUGCCCCACAUCCCUCGCCCCAAGAUGAAGGUCUGCAUGCUUGGCGAUGCGCAGCACGUGGAGGAGGCUGAGAAGAUCGGUCUUGAUUACAUGGAUGUUGAAGCUCUUAAAAAGAUGAACAAGAACAAGAAGCUUGUCAAGAAGCUUGCCAAGAAGUACCAUGCUUUCUUAGCCUCCGAGGCUAUUAUCAAGCAGAUUCCUCGUCUCCUUGGUCCUGGUCUCAACAAGGCAGGCAAGUUCCCAACUUUGGUUACUCACCAGGAGUCUCUGGAAUCAAAAGUGAAUGAGACGAAAGCUACAGUCAAGUUCCAGCUGAAGAAGGUUCUUUGCAUGGGUGUGGCUGUGGGCAACCUGUCGAUGGAGGAGAAGCAGAUCCAGCAAAACAUCCAGAUGAGCGUCAACUUCCUGGUUUCGUUGCUGAAGAAGAAUUGGCAGAACGUGAGGUGCCUGUACAUCAAGAGCACCAUGGGGAAGCCAAACAGAGUGUUCUAAGUCGCUGUGUCCAUUGCGUCUAAAACCAGUGCCGUAGACAGUAUUGAAGUUUGUUAUGGAAUAUAUGUUUAUGCAGUACUCUGUCGUACUGUUAUGCAAAUUUUGUGUCUGAAGUGAACAAGAGUGGUUUUGUGAUGCACUAAUGUUUUUCACCUUGCACUUGAGCUGA
This is a messenger RNA of Setaria italica (foxtail millet), 2619 nucleotides long. Its product is annotated as R3H domain-containing protein 1. Lineage: Eukaryota; Viridiplantae; Streptophyta; Magnoliopsida; Poales; Poaceae. The record is from RefSeq and is a predicted model, not a curated record. The transcript has 10 exons. The coding region runs from base 201 to 2450 and encodes 749 amino acids. Gene Ontology annotation, molecular function: nucleic acid binding.